Messenger RNA from Ambispora leptoticha, 601 nucleotides. Lineage: Eukaryota; Fungi; Glomeromycota; Glomeromycetes; Archaeosporales; Ambisporaceae. The record is from the annotation of a GenBank genome assembly.
AGCUCGUCGUAGUGGCAAUAAUACCCUAUAUGAGGCCUUAGGAGUUGUUCAAGAUGAGAAUAGACGUUUGCUUCGUUUGGUGGGCUCCCAGAGAAGAAGGAUUCAAGAAUUAGAAGAGGAGUUAGAAGAGUGUAGAUCGAAUGCGGUAUUAAGAGUGCAGGAUAGGUGGAUGUUGGAAGAACGAUGUACGAGAUUAUUGAAUGAGAGAAAUAGGUUGAGGGCCAGGUUGGAGAAUUGUGAAGAAGAGUUGAGGAGAUUACGAGGUGAAAGAAGGAGGGAGGAUGAUGAUAAUGGGCACAGUAAAGGAAGAUCAUUUCAAGAAUGCAUUUUUUUACAAAAGUAUCCCGAAUAUGAUUUUGGUAAUAAGCAACUAUGUCUUGGGUCCUUAAUUAAAGUUGUAGAGCAGACUUCUACGAUUCUAACGGUAGUUGAAACGUUAAAUUUGGUUCAGUGGUUAACGUUCUACGGCGAUUUAAAGAAAUCCCGAAUCUCUCUUGUUUUCUUCUUUUGUCAUCUCCAAGAAGGGUUCUAUAGACGUAGAAAAAUGCCGUCACUACUUUGGAAACGAUUUACGAGUCAGGGAAGCGUUUUCGUAUUAUGA